This is a messenger RNA of Betta splendens (Siamese fighting fish), 1377 nucleotides long. RefSeq names its product capping protein (actin filament), gelsolin-like b (gene capgb). The coding region runs from base 16 to 1173 and encodes 385 amino acids. The transcript has 10 exons. Lineage: Eukaryota; Metazoa; Chordata; Actinopteri; Anabantiformes; Osphronemidae. Gene Ontology annotation, cellular component: actin cytoskeleton; cytoplasm. Gene Ontology annotation, biological process: actin polymerization or depolymerization; actin filament severing; barbed-end actin filament capping. Gene Ontology annotation, molecular function: phosphatidylinositol-4,5-bisphosphate binding; actin filament binding. The record is from RefSeq and is a predicted model, not a curated record.
CCAAGAAGAAGUGACAUGACGUCACAGUUAAUUUACGUUGUUGUAAUUGGAGCGUGGCCCCGUUUGUUGAAGGCAUCUGCUCUGAGCUCAUACCUACGAAAAGCGACGUGUCGCGUCCCACCACCAGCUCACUGUGCAAAUAUGCUUCCCAAGGCAGCACCGGGUCAGUUCGGCCCAGAGGUCCAUGAGCCGGGCCUGCGGGUGUGGAGGGUGGAGAAGAUGAAGGCGGUGGCGCUGGACAGCUCGGAGGUGGGAGCCUUCUACAACGGGGACUCGUACCUGGUGCUCCACAACUGCGGCGAGCAGGGAGCCAACAUCCACAUGUGGUUAGGGCAGAAGUCGUCCGGGGACGAGCAGGUGGCCUGCGCCAUGCUGGCCACUCAGCUGGACGACUUCCUGCGCGGUGAGCCGGUGCAGCACAGGCAGGUCCAGGGCGGCGAGUCCUCGGAGUUCAUGGCCCUCUUCCCCAGAGGGGUCACCUACAAGGAGGGCGGCGUGGAGUCGGGUUUCAGGAAGCCUCAGGACUCGGGGACGGUGCAGAGGUUGUAUCAGAUCAAGGGCAAGCGUAACAUUCGUGCCAAGGAGGUGGAGCUGUCCUGGAAGAGCUUCAACAAGGGAGACUGCUUCAUCCUGGACCUGGGGGAGAACAUCAUCGUGUGGAUCGGGUCCCAGGCCAACAUCUUCGAGAAGCAGAAGGUGCGCGAGAUCGCCUCGCUGAUCCGCGACACGGACCGGCACGGGAAAGCCCGUAUCGUGGACGCGAACGAGGGGGAGGAGCCUGAGGAGAUGCUUAAGGUCCUGGGUCCGGCGCCAGCGCUGCCAGAGAGCACGCCAGAGGAGGACAGCAAGGCCGACGCCUCCAACUCCGCCUCCCUCUACAAGGUGUCCAACGCCUCCGGCUCCAUGAAGAUGAGCAAGGUGUCGGAGAAGAGCCCGUUCGCCCAGGACCUGCUGCUCCGCGACGACUGCUUCAUCCUGGACAACGGCGCCAACGGGAAGAUCUUCGUCUGGAAAGGCAACGGCGCCAACGCCGAGGAGAAGCAGGCGGCGCUGGCGAUGGCCGACAGCUUCAUGGAGCAGAUGCAGUACCCUGUGAUGAAGACGCAGGUGGAGAUCCUGCCUCAGGGGAAGGAGACCAUCGUCUUCAAGCAGUUCUUCAAGAGCUGGAACUGACCGUCGCACGGCGCCGCUCGGGUUUUUUUAUACGCACCCACACGUUUGUACAGACCGUUCCUGGACUAGAAGCAGAUGUGUCGCCACUUUUGUAAAGAGGGUAAAGAUGCAAAAUGAUUUGAAAAGAACCUUAAAUAAACACGUUUGGCUUUUGUUUUUUUACAUUUGCUCCAUUGAGGAAUAAACCUGCUACUCGCACAAGCA